Molecule: messenger RNA, 3148 nt
Organism: Trifolium pratense (red clover)
Lineage: Eukaryota; Viridiplantae; Streptophyta; Magnoliopsida; Fabales; Fabaceae
Exons: 8
Coding region: 292-2883 (863 amino acids)
Biological process (GO): actin crosslink formation
Cellular component (GO): actin filament
Molecular function (GO): cytoskeletal adaptor activity; actin filament binding
Source: RefSeq, a predicted model, not a curated record
AUGGGAAAAUUUGGAAGGGAAGUAAAACAUGAAAGAGAGGGAGAUGUUGACCCAUCCACCCAUUGGGAUGAAUGAAAAGAGUUAAUAAUUCCAAUUUCCAACCUCAUCAAAUCAUACCAAACUCAUCACUGUAUUUGUUUCAAACUUAGUAGCAGUAUUGUACUACUACUGACAAUUACCAAAAGAACACAAAAAGAGAAGCACCUAGACAGAAUCUUUGUUGUCUUAUGUAACCAACUGCACCACACAUUUUUAUUUUUUUUACAAGGUUGUCGUGUCUUAGUAGUAGUCAUGGUUUGUGAGGAGGAAUCUCCAUCCACAACUCAGCUUCUCAAUAUCUCUUCUGCUCAUUCCUCCUAUAGCUUCCGUGAACUCGAUGAUGCAUUCUUGCAGACUCAAACAAGAAUCUGGUUAGGAGAAGUGUUGCAGAUAAGAUUAGAUGAGCAACUCAUUAUAUCAGAACUACUUGCUGAUGGAGAAUUGCUGUUUCAAGUGUCCAAAGUGAUGUGGAAAUUGCUAUUGGAAAAGCAUAUGGAGCUUAGGCACAUAAAAGCAUACAAAAGUCAUCCAUUUUCUUCUAAGAGGAAUAGUGGGAUAUACAGGCCUUAUUCUAAUGUUGAUUCAUUUCUGAAGAUUUGCAAAAUCUUGGGUUUGACUGGGAUUGACCUCUUCACUCCAUCAGAUGUAGUUGAGAGAAGAAAUACGCGAAAAGUUUGUAUGUGUAUCCGCUCAUUCUCAAAAAAAUCAAGGUCUAUGAGUAUUAAUGUUCCAGAUUUUGAUAUUGUGACAUGUAAGGUAGCCAUGCCUAAGGAUAUGGUUGGAUGCAUCCGCAGAAGCAUAGAGCUGUCUCGCAGCGUCCUAACAGAUUCUUCUAGCCUCCACUUACAGAAGCAGGCACGACGGAAAUCUUGUCAGGGUUACUCAGUUACAAGCUCCAAUAGAGACUACGCGACAUAUUCAGACCCCACUAAUGACACGGAAAUCAUGCAUCCAUUUCCUCAAUCACAUGACUUACAUGCUGAUGAUGACUUGUAUGAUUACAAGUCAGAGAUAAGCUACAAUAUACCGGAUUUAAUGGUUGAAAGUGCGUUUGUGUCAGGAGAUUUAGGUCAAUCGGAUGUUCAAAACCAACAGAGAAAUGAGAUUUCUAAUGAUGAGUUUGAAUUGUUAUCUUCAAUGGAAUCAUUGGAAUAUCAUUGCUCUGACGAUAAAGAGCAUGAACAUGAUUGGAAGCUGACCUGGCCGUUAUCUUCUUCUUGUGGAGAUCUAAACAUGGACGUAAUUGAUGUGACACCUCAUCUAGAUACUAGAGUAGAGCAAUAUCAAGAAAGUAGAAUCGUGGACUAUAAUUACUUUAAGCAUGCUUCGUUUAGAAAUGGCGUUUCUGUCACUGGGACUCCUACAAACGACAAAACAUCGGCUAUGGAUGCUACACCAUAUGCAAAAAAUAAAAAGGAUUGUGAUAUGAUUGGUGAAGUAAAUAGUACACCAAAUGUACAUCAAAGUGCUAGCUCUCAAGGUUCAAACCCAACUCCACAGUCUAUUGAAAGUGGUAGUUGUUUUGAUGUUUCUGAUAAUAUGGAGGUUCUGCAAGUAGCUGGCACGAGCUGUUUGACAAGGGAACCACUGAACUUGGGAGAUCUACUUGAUGCAGAGAAAAACGUCCAGAACAUUGAGUCCUUUAAAUCGCAUACUGACAAGAAUGAUCAGUGGGACAAGAUAAGAGAAUUUGAAGCGCAAGACAUAAUGAAAUCCAAGGAGUUGGUAUACGAUAUCGCUUCCAGCGAAAGAAGUUCAUAUCCUGUAAAUAAAUUUGAGGAAAUCGAGGGCUCAUUAUAUUUUCCUGACCGUCACUUCUGCAAUACAAACUCUUCAGAUCGAGCUGUACCUCAUAGCAAUGACAUUAGUUCAACUAUACUGAAAAAAUCUCUAGCAUAUGAAGACAUGGAACCUCAAGUUGAUUCAAGGUGCUCAAAUAAUGCUAGUUGUAACCAAUCCGGGGAGCUUCUAUCCUGUUACUCUUAUUAUUUGCCUGAGUUUUGUAAAUGGGAUCAGAAAGGAAAAUGUGUUAUGGCAUCAAAUAUAGUGAAAGAUGACCAAAGUUCGUCAUGUCUUUUAGAGGAUGGCUCUCAUAAGGAAACUGUACCUUGUAAACAAAAGGAUUCUGAAAUCUUGAUGUCCAAGGUUAUGUUGUCUUGCGUGCCAAGCGAGGAAGGUAUAGUUAAUACAGCUGCUAUAAAGUUUGACAGUGGUGGUAAAUUAUACAAUGGUUGUUUGGAUCUUGCAUCUAAUGCUCUAGAUGUCGAUAAAUGUCCCGCUCAAGGGGAUGACUCUAAUGAUUCCUAUGGCAAAGGUGUCACAACUCAAGGCAUUGGAGAUGGACGUCAGAGAAUACCAUAUAUGAUAACCAAUGAUGUUGUAGCUGUUACCAACUGUGAUGAAGAUGUAUCUCACAUUGGAUGCGGCCCAACAAAUCAAAGCUCAAAACAUGAAUGCAAUGACAUUCACCAAGAAUGUUAUUACGACAAGGAUCAUAUUUACCACCCAGAACAUACUCUAAUGCAUAUUAAAGAAGAAAUAAAACCAGAAGAUGAGAGCGUGCACUCCUCAGAAUAUUUAGUUGAAAUAGAAGGUGUAGAAAUACCAAAAUCAAAACCCCAAAAGAAGCUACUGUUAAGAUCAGUCUUGGGUGGUGCCACUGCUGUUGGUUUGCUAUUCAUGUUUUUGCAUCUAAGGAAGAAUGGUGGUGAAAAAGCUGCACAACCAAGUAAAACAUCUAGUCAUAAAAACAAAGAGAAGAUUCAGAAAAACUCAAGUGAUAAUGUAAACAAGAUAAGUACAACAAAAGGGGUUUAUCCAGCUAAAAAGCUCCACUUAAAGUGAUUGAUGGUGUGACACAAGUAGUACAAUCUUGGACCCCUUAAUCAUUUGGUCAAGAGUUCAAUGACCAACGCAUGGAAAAUACAUGUUGAGAGAGGUCAACACUUUAAUGAAUCCUAAUUAUCUUAAGGGAUUAGUCUCAACAAUUACAUGUGAGGGGUACAUUGGUUUACCUAAAAAAAAAUAGUGAUUAUGAUUUAGGUUUCUUAAACACAGAAAAUAAUAAAGGUUAAAAGAGGUAAUAGAUUCAGUUUUUUAAUGAGUUUAA